Messenger RNA from Sander lucioperca (pikeperch), 3539 nucleotides. RefSeq names its product alpha-1,3-mannosyl-glycoprotein 2-beta-N-acetylglucosaminyltransferase b (gene mgat1b). Bases 1115 to 2686 code for a protein of 523 amino acids. The record is from RefSeq and is a predicted model, not a curated record. Gene Ontology annotation, biological process: protein N-linked glycosylation. Lineage: Eukaryota; Metazoa; Chordata; Actinopteri; Perciformes; Percidae. The transcript has 3 exons. Gene Ontology annotation, cellular component: Golgi apparatus. Gene Ontology annotation, molecular function: alpha-1,3-mannosylglycoprotein 2-beta-N-acetylglucosaminyltransferase activity.
CAAUGGCUUCGGCCAGGACUGCUCAUGAAUGAGAAAAAAACGUCACCGCUGCUGCUCGGCGUUAGCCAGCUAGCUAGCUAACAGCAUGUCGGCAUAACGGUUUAUCUUGGUAUUAAGACACUCUUCAUGACCUGGUGCUCAGAAAUCAGUGUAGAGAGGAUAAACACCGGCUAUGCCCCUGCUCCAUUUAACGUCCACUGUGCGGAGUGUGCUCUCUGUUUUAAUUUAGCUAACGUAUAGCCGAUAGUUUGGUGAAAGAAGAAUGUAGCUAUAGCGUAACAGCUCGGUUUCAUCUCAACAGACAAGACAGCUGCACCGCUCGUGACCUGCUGUUUGCAAUGUGGACACUUGCAUCAGCUGAAAGUUAAUAGUAUGUAAGUGUUAGCAAUGUAAGAGGCCUCGCCGACCAGUCUUCAUUGCCUUUCUACAGUGUAGUCAUGUGAAGCAUUAGCCGGAUAGUAACGUUACGCUGCCUGAUGCCUCGGUAGGUGCCUGCUGCAGGCUCCUCUGGAUCAUCCUACCAGUCAGUUCCACGUUGUCUGACGGAAGGAGGAGGCGGUUAAGGAAGAAUAGAGUUUCAGCUGGUAACAUUUGUGAGAAGAGCAACAGUUCCCUCCCUCUGCCCAUCCUCCCUCUCUGUUCAGACAGCAAAGCUUAACUUACUACAGUCGAAAUGACAGAUCUGUAGGCUGCUCCGAGUUCAGGUAACGUUACGGAUGUUUGCUGAAGGGUAAUAUCCAAGGAGUCACAUUCCCUCAACCCAAAGUGACCCCCCUCCCUUUUUUUACUACUAUCUGCACUUUUGUAACUUCCCCUUGCUUGACUUUGUGUGACCUGUCUUAGGUCCUUUCUGUAUGGGAUUUCAUGGAAUGCAUGCAUUUCACAGUAGGAUCAUGUGAAUUAAUUUUAAAUUGGACAAUCCUCCUCCUGACACCCUCCUGACUAAAAGAUAGGAUGAGUCAAAUUUGAAGAAAUUGCAAUGUGAUCGGAUAUCAACUUCCUGCCCAUCUGAGAUUGCCACCUCAGUCUGUAGGAUUCUCCCUCUGGUUCCAACACUUGUUCCCUACCUGCAGCCUUUUCCACGACCCCAUCCCUUUUCUAGUGUCAUUGGGCCAUGGUUCGCAAGAAAGGUUCUCUUAUACUAUGCGGUGCUUUCCUAUUUGUCGCCUGGAAUGCUUUGCUUCUACUUUAUCUUUGGGGUCGUCCUCCCAUUGGCCGCCUCGGAGAAGGUGGUGGAGCGGAACCAGGAGGACAGGAGGAGUGGGGUGUGGGCAGAGGGAAAGGGGGCCAGGUCAACCUGGCUGGGGAGGUGAUCCGGCUGGCAGAGGAGGUCGAAGUUCAGCUUGAGACCCAGAAAAAGCUACUGAAGCAGAUUGAAAGUCACAGGGCAGUGUGGGCUCGGCAGAAAGACAUCGGGAAAAGAGAAACGGAGGAUACAAAAGAUGUCAAACAAGAGGUUGUCCUCCAGCCACAGAAGCCUUCGCUUCCUCCAAAAGACAGUGUGGAUGAUCGGGACCAAACUCAAAUAAAACCUACACAGAAGCCUGUUCAUACAGUAGCCUCAGACUCCAAGUUAGAACAGCACCAGGACAUUGAAAAAAAGGAAGAGAUUGGUGAGAACAAUAAACUGGCGACUUCGGUUGCCAGCCCAGAUGUCAUCAUUCCCAUCCUAGUUAUUGCUUGCGACAGAGUGACGGUAAAACGGAGCCUCGACAGACUGAUACAAUACCGCCCUUCUCCAGAACAAUAUCCAAUCAUUGUCAGCCAAGACUGCGGCCAUGCAGAGACAGCUCGUGUGAUCAGCUCUUAUGGCGAUCAAGUGAGGCAUAUAAGACAACCGGACCUGUCGGACAUCAGAGUUCGGCCAGAGCACAGGAAGUUCCAGGGCUACUACAAAAUUGCCCGACAUUACCACUGGGCACUCAACCAAGUGUUCUACACGUUCUCCCAGUCUACUGUGGUCAUAGUGGAGGAUGACCUGGAGGUGGCCCCAGACUUCUUUGAGUAUUUCCGAGCCCUGUACCCGAUCCUGCGCGCUGACCCCACCCUGUGGUGUGCUUCAGCCUGGAAUGAUAACGGCAGAGAGGCCUUGGUGGAUCCCUCCAAAGCCCAGCUCCUCUACAGAACAGACUUCUUCCCCGGUCUAGGCUGGAUGCUGCUGAAGGAGUUAUGGGAUGAACUGGAGCCCAAAUGGCCCUCGGCAUUCUGGGACGACUGGAUGCGUCAACCGGAGCAACGUAAGGAGCGCUCCUGCAUCCGGCCCGAGAUCUCCCGGACUAUCACCUUUGGCCGCAAAGGCGUCAGUUUAGGUCAAUUCUUUGACCAGUACCUUCGCUAUAUUAAGCUAAACACUGAAUUUGUGCCUUUUACCAAACAGGAUUUGUCUUAUUUGCUAAAAGAGAAUUAUGAUGAAAAGUUUAUAAAAGAGAUGUACAGCGCCCCGCUGGUGAAGAUUGAGGACCUGCAACAAGCGGGCAGCUUAAAAGGGCCUGGACCAUACCGGGUGCAGUACUCAAGCCGGGACAGUUUUAAAGUCUUUGCUCGAAAUCUGGGGGUGAUGGACGACUUGAAAUCUGGAGUUCCUCGUACAGGUUACAGGGGCGUAGUGGGUUUCCUGUUCCGGGGUCGGAGGGUGGUCCUGGCUCCACCAGAGGGCUGGACGCAGUAUGACGUCAGCUGGAGCUGAGACACUGGUCCACACUGUACUAUGGGAAUGGUGUUGGAGAGGGGACACAGCCUUACUAAGAGGGACACCCUCUCAGACCAAAGAAUAUCAGCAGACGCAAUGGUUCAUGAAGGAAUGAAAGCAGCACAGAUGGAGCUGCACAUCCAUGGAGCAUGGAGUGUUGAGCCAGGCUGCUUUGUUAGGGAAGCUUUUAAAAGGUGGUCAUUCAGGAUCAGCAAGUUCAAUGGCCACACAGAAUUUACAGAGUACAAAAUUGUUAGGAAAAGAAAGUUCCACCCUUAAACACUGUUUCAAAACAGCUAUUGGCAAUGUGCCUUGCUUUCUGGGCCCAUUUUGUUUGGUGUAUUUUUUUAUUGCUUUAAAUAAGUGGCCAAAUGUAGACUUAACAUCUCAUUCAGAAGUUUGUAACAGCGGUAAAUGGAGUUUGGUAGCAUAAAAUCAUUUGAAUUGUCAACAGAAAGGGAUUGUUUCAGUGUCUGGGAUAAUACACUGGAGGCCAAACACAAGCAGAAAAACAGUGUUAUGUAUAACCUCUUCGGUAAUUUUGCAAAGUUUUGGAAAUUGAUCCAACUCGCCAGAUCAUGUUACUGUUUAAGUCUAUACACUAAUCAGAAGCAGGAAAAUGCUUGGUUUAUACGAUGUUUUUGGUGGUAAACAGAGUCCUAGCCAUGGUAGUUAACAUUAAAGAUGGAAGAGACAUCAACUUUCCAAAUGACAGUGAACUGAUCCAGGGCCAGCUAACUCUGUGUCACUGUCCUGCCGUGCUGUCUCCCGGAGCUCUGAGCAACUCAUCAAAUCUGUUCUGGGAAUGAUGAAAAUACUAGAUCAUAAGACGCCUAUAAGGUGGGGACAA